Messenger RNA from Pieris macdunnoughi, 1179 nucleotides. The record is from the annotation of a GenBank genome assembly. NCBI's taxonomy places the organism in Eukaryota, Metazoa, Arthropoda, Insecta, Lepidoptera, Pieridae.
AUGGGUUGUAGUAUUGAAGAAUAUGAAGAUUACAUCUUCUGCUACAUUGGGGAAACGUUAGGACUUCAUGGAGUAGGAUUUUUGAUAAAAAAGUAUUUCAAAAAUAAUAUUGUAAACUUUACGGGGAUUUCAGAAAGAGUGGCAUUCAUAAAAUUAAAAUUUAAAAACUUGUCAAUAACACUUAUUCAAGUGUAUGCUCCCACAGAAAGUGCAGCCGAAGAAGAAAUCCAUAAGUUUUACGAGGAUCUUAGAUCAAUUACUAUACCUAAACAAAAGUCUAGACAAACUGUGAAAGUCAUGAGGAAACCUGUUCCCUGGUGGAACCAAACAUGUGAUGAUGCAGUUCGAAAGUCCAAAAAAGCCCUGAUACAGUAUAGAGCUUCACCUAGCAUUUCUAAUUUUAUAGAGUACAAAAAAACAGAUGCUCAAAAGAAAAGAAUACUUAAAGAAGAGAGUAUUAAUUCGUGGCACAACUUAUGUAGUAGUUUCAAUAGAAUGACACCUGUUUCUAGAAUAUGGGGUUACAUGAAAAGGUUCAAGAGAAUAGGUUCAUGUCAUGAUAGAUUUUUCAAUGAUGAAUGGGUGCCUUCAUUCAUAGAUAACAUCUCUGAUUCAAAUCAAAUAAAUUUAAACAAUGUAAGUGGUAUUUUAAAUGAUUCAUCUGAAAAUAACAGUAAUUCCUUUCUGAAUAAACCAUUUACAUUAAAUGAAUUGUACAUAUCCCUCAAAAGCAGAAAAGAUACAACACCAGGUUUGGAUAAUACACCAUAUAUUUUAAUCAAAAAACUACAUCCUAAUGCUAUAGAAAUCUUAUUAAAUAUUUAUAAUAGACUACUAGAAAACUUGUUAAUACCAGAUUCAUGGAAAACUCAGUGCAUCAUUCCCAUCUUAAAGCCAAAUAAAACUGCAAAUAAUCCAUCAUCAUACAGACACAUUUCAUUAUCAUCGUGUUUAGGUAAACUCUUUGAGAACAUGCUAAAGAUGAGAUUAGAUUAUUUUGCUGAAUCGGAAGGAAAGUUACCAGAUAUUCAGUUUGGAUUCAGGAAAGGUAGAAGUUGCUCUGAAAGCUUUGUAUCUUUCAUUGCUGAUCUCAAAAAAGCUAAGAUUAGUCACUCUAAUGUUGUUUGUGUCUUCUUAGAUGUUAAGGGUGCAUUUGAUAAUGUUGAUACAUACUUUUAA